Messenger RNA from Hyalella azteca, 2393 nucleotides. RefSeq names its product monocarboxylate transporter 12-B. The coding region runs from base 340 to 2355 and encodes 671 amino acids. The record is from RefSeq and is a predicted model, not a curated record. Gene Ontology annotation, biological process: monocarboxylic acid transport; transmembrane transport. Gene Ontology annotation, molecular function: monocarboxylic acid transmembrane transporter activity. Lineage: Eukaryota; Metazoa; Arthropoda; Malacostraca; Amphipoda; Hyalellidae. The transcript is spliced from 5 exons.
GUACGGAGUUAUAUUUUUUAUUUCUUUUCGAAGAAAUGCCGAUUUAUGGAGGAAUUAAUCCUCCCUUUCGGGAAAGUCGACAGUUUCUGAAACCACCGCUCUUCUUGAAUGGAUUAAAGUGAACUUAAAGUCGACUAAAAAAUAACUGCAUUUUUGAAGCGCAUUGGGUUACUAGACGGGAAGAAAUAUUCAAAUAUUUUACUGUGAAAAUUGCAUAAAAUGAGUAUAAUCAUAAUGAGGAUAUCUCUCAUAACUAUUCACGUGUAUAAUGAAGUGUUUACGUGUUUCCCGAUUUAGGCUGUUUAAUUAAAUUCUAAAUGUCAUGAUACCGAGAGGAAUAUGCUUACGAGUACCAAAGUUGGCGGCGACAAUAUGUUUACGUGUGACCCUGAAAAAGCAGGCAUGCGUUGUGCUGAACUGAGAGAAAAAAUCGUCAACGCUAGUUGCCUGCACAUGCAAACAGCUUUAAUGCUCGAAGGCCGAAAAGAUCUCACAUCAAAUCUAUGUGAUAAUUUUGUUGAAAGUGAGGCGUGCGACUAUAUUGCAAGUGAUUGUAAACCCGAACACAGUGCCCCAACUCCUCGUAACUGCAACCACGAUCCGCAGCAGCGGCUUCCUCCUAGCGAUCCUAUUUUCAAUGCUGCCAGUGACGAGGCAAGAGAUUAUGCACACAUUCCGCAAGAACCAUCCAAUGAUUCCACCAACGAACGAACCAAAUUUGUUGAAGAGCAGUGGCCGGAAGUCCAGUUCGAAAACCAUCAAGAGCCCAUUAGAGGGACUUCAUUGGUACAACCUUUCGUGACGCAAGCUGCGUGCACGACACAGAAUCCAGCAGCAACCACUGAUAUUGUUGGACGAAUGCUGGCAAGACUCACCAAGCGAGGCUCGGAUCUCUUGUUGCCUAGAAGAGAAGCAGGCAUUGCUGACGAUCAUGCAGAAGUUAUAGCAAGUUCCAAGUCGCUUGAAGUGAAAGGCAACUUACCGAGUAAAGUAAGGACUGAACCGGUGGCUCCAGAUGGGAGAUGGGGAUGGAUUGUCCUCGCUGGAGCUUUCUACACUGUUGCUUUCACCAUAAGCAUCACGACUUGCUUCGGAAUCCUCUUUAGUCAAAGGAUAAAAGUCCUAAACAUCUCAUCCAGUGAACUCAGCUAUGUAUACAUGUUACACAACAUCACAUGGAACCUCGGCGUCCUGCUGACAAACACCGCGGUCUUGAAGUUCGGCUUCAGAGCAGUGGCUUUCUCAGGAUGCCUCGCAGCCUCACUGUCGUUCAUGUUGUUGGCUUUCGCAAAUUCACUAGCUUUCAUCGUCAUUGUGUACAGCAUUAUCCUACCUAUCAGCGCUGGGGUGGGCUCCACCGUGAGCUUCCUCAUAGUGCCGAGGUACUUCGAGAAACGACGUGGCCAGGCGAUGGCCAUCCUGAUGACGGGGCUUGCUGUUGGCGGCAUUGUGUCUCCCUUGCUCAUUAGGAAUUUGCAGGACGAGUUUGGAUUCAUCGGUGCAACGCUAAUCCAUGGGGCUAUCAUCCUCAAUUGUUGCGUUGCAUCAGCUUUAUUCCGACCGUUGGAAUCUAAGAAGAAAGAAAGAAAUGAUUCCUUACCUCCUACUGCUGUUGAAGACUUCUCCGAGUUCGGCUACAAUGAACAGAAUGGAGGUUUUAUCUCCACUCCUACCCUCGGAUUGGAACGUUCCAAGCCUAUUCCUAGUAGAAUGUGGAUAUUUGCGUCGAACCUUAUACUUUCAUUAACAACAUGGUUUAAAAAGAACUAUUCAGUGUUGAAGCAGCGAAAAGUUUUAAUGAACGGAUUCAGUCUUUCCACUCAUGUGGUAGGAUACUUCAAUUUUGUGAUGCUUGUUCCUUUCGUGGUCGAGAGUUCAGGUCAUUCACCACAGUACUCAGCGUGGUGUGUCGCAGCAUUUUCUGUUUCAAAUGCAAGCGUUCGCCUCAUCGUCGCAAGUCUGGCUGAUAGGACUUGGUUCAAUAAAGCGUUCUUCUUCGGUCUGGGCGCCUUCAUCGCCAGCUGCACUUCUUUCGGUUUCAUGUUCGCAACUCACAGCGAGCUCUGGAUGACGAUCCUCAUCCUCGUGUUCGGUGUUGGCGUGGGCCUCUACAUGAGCCUCUACCACGUGCACAUGAUUGACGUGUUGGGCAUGGAGCUAUACGCCGCUGCUGUGGGGGUCAACGCUGUCAUCAUGGCUUCAACUUUUGGGCUCGCUGGUCCCAUUUUUGGAAGCAUCAGGAAAAUCACGACUUCGUACGGCGCCAGCUUGGGCGCGUGCUCAGCGCUGCUGUUGUGCUCCACUCUCCUCGUCAUAGGACUUCACAAGGAACCAAAGUGGAGCGAAACAAAAUAAUUCAAUUGGUAAACAUUUUUGUAUUACUCACUCAAGUA